CGUACUUGCUGGUUGUAUUUUGCGAUAACUUAUGUCGCCGGUUUCAGACAGUGCUUUGUAUUUUUAUUAAAAAAAAUUACCGCAAGAUGUGGUCACUCACGCGUAUUCCACAGCUUUUAUUAUGAAGCUCAAACCGGAUGCAGUCGCUGUUGCAGAGCGAGAGCUUGACGCCCCGCUGCUUAAUAAUCGCUCCGACGGGGUCUCUGAAUGUUAUUAUCGCCGGGAGAACGGCUGAAUUGAGGCUGCGGAUUGAGACAGAAGCACGGGAGAAAUGACAGCGUCUAAAGAUCCGGUCAGGAAAAAGCCGAAGGACUCUCAACAGGACGAGGAGUUUGUGGACGUCAGCCCCCCACAGAGGAACUGGAAGGGCAUCGCCAUCUCUCUCCUGGUAAUAGUGGUGGUCUGCUCGCUCAUCACCUUGUCCGUAGUUGUCCUCACACCCACUGAGCCUCCAGAAAGCAGCAAGUCCAAGCUGACCGUGGCGGAUCUGUUCAAACCCGAGUUCCAGAUUCACGACCCGGAAGCCAGGUGGAUCAGUGAUUCAGAGGUGGUGUACAGAAACAGAGACGGUGAUGUCAUCAGGUUCAACUUCGCCCUGAAUGAGACAGAAGUCAUCUUGAAGAACACCACGUUUGUGUCUUUCAAGGUGGCAAAAUAUUCACUCUCUCCAGAUCUGAAGUAUGCACUCUUCGCAUACGAUGUCAAACAGGUGUACAGACACUCGUACACGGCGUCAUAUAUUGUGUACAACAUCAACACGAGGGAGGUAUGGGAGCUGAACCCACCUGAGGUUCAAAACUCUGUUCUCCAGCAUGCAGCCUGGGGAAGGCAGGGACGGCAGCUGAUCUACAUAUUUGAGAACAACAUCUACUAUCAGUCAGAUGUGAAGAGCAGCUCUCUGAGAAUCACCUCCUCUGGGAUGGAGGGCGCCAUCUUCAACGGGAUAGCUGACUGGCUGUAUGAAGAGGAGAUACUGCACUCACACCUGGCUCACUGGUGGUCGCCUGACGGAGAGCGGCUGGCCUUCCUGAGGAUCGACAACACCCUGGUGCCUAACAUGGCUCUGCCGCAGUUCACUGGCAGCACUUACCCCCGAGGAAUCCAGUACCCCUACCCAAUGGCCGGUCAGAGGAACCCAACUGUCAAGCUGUUUGUUGUCAACCUGUUUGGCAUUACGAACACUCUGGAGCUCCAUCACCCAGAUCAGCUCAGACUCAGAGAGUUCUACAUCACCAUGGUGAAGUGGAUAAACCACACACGCCUUGCUGUGCGGUGGGUCAACCGUCCCCAGAACGCCUCCCUUCUGACGGUCUGUGAGGCAACAACUGGAGUCUGUCACCAGAGACAUGAAGAGUCCUCAGACACAUGGCUCACCAGGCAGAGUCAGGAGCCGCUGUUCUCGGAGGACCUGAGCAGGAUUUUCCUCACAAUGUCUGUCAGACACGGAGGUCACAGAGAGUUCCACCACGUCGCCAUGUUCUCUAAAAAGUCGAGAAGCGACCCGGUUGAAGUUCGCCACUUAACAUCUGGAAACUGGGAGGUGAUCAGAAUCGUAGCUUACGAUGAAAGCAAAAACAUCAUAUACUUUCUGAGCUCUGAGAAGGCGCCACAACAGAGACAUUUAUACAGUUUGUCGACCAAUGGCUCAUUUUCAAAGGAAUGCCUCACCUGUGACAUGACGAAAGACUGCUUGUUCUUCGACGCCGACAUCAGUCCAAACGCACAGAACGCCAUCCUGCACUGUCAAGGUCCUGGUAUUCCAGCUGUGCUGCUUCUCAGCUUCAGCAACAUGGACUCAUACUUCAUCCUGGAGAGCAACGUUCCUCUACGAUCUGCGCUGGACGCCAGAAGGACGUCUGAGACGGAUUUCCUGAAUGUCACUCAGGACAACUUUGAGCUGCCUCUGAAGCUCACUUAUCCUCCUGACUUCUCAGACUCUUACCUCUACGGCCUUCUCCUCGUCAUAGGCAGCACUCCAGGCGAACAGGCGGUGACGGAGAAAUUCGGGUUGAAUUGGGGCUUGGUGCUUGCCGUAUCGGAGCAGGUCAUAGUGGCUCAGCUCGACGGCAGAGAACCUGGGUUUAGAGGUCAAAGAUUGCCUGAGCAGGUUUACUACAGACUUAAGACGGUGGAUGUCGAGGACCAGAUAGCGGCUCUGGAAUUCCUGGUGAAGCUGCCAUAUGUUGAUCGGACUCGUAUUGGAGUUUAUGGACAGGGUUAUGGGGGUUACAUCACUCUGAUGAUGCUGGAUUCAGGAAGGUUGAUAAGAUGUGCAGCUGCUCAGGCUCCCAUCAUUGACUGGACCAUGUACGCCUCAGCCUUCUCAGAGAGAUACUUCGGCUUGCCUUCAACAGAGGACAGCAGAUACCAUGCAUCCAAAGUGCUGCCCGGCAUGAAAGGUCUGGAGGGAGGAACUCUGUUUCUGGCCCACGGCACUGCUGACGCGAACGUUCACUUCCAACACUCUGCUGAGCUCAUUAAACAUUUAAUAAAGAUCGGAGCCAACUACACUAUGCAGAUCUACCCGGACGAAGGCCAUUUCCUGUCGACACGCAGCCGGAUUCAGCUGACUCACUCUCUAAUUGGAUAUUUCAGGGGCUGCUUGCUUGACACGUCAUUGUUGCUCGAACAGCGGGACGACGAGUGAAAGGAGGACGGGGUUUAUUAACGUGUGCGGAAGACCAAAUGUGUCUGUUCUAAGCCAGUAGCGCCACGUUUGAUGGACGAAAUCAGUUUCUGUGUGACAUAUCAGACAUAUCCAAUGUGCUCUCACAGUGCAGCAGCUGUACAUUCAGUGUUGUUAGCCAGACUGUUGUUAUCAACCCGACUGGGAAGUUUAAGGCCAAACUUGCUCUGAUACAACGAAAACAUUGUCUCCUUCAAGAUAAUUCUUCAAUUUAGUAAGAUUUUUCUGAUUUAUUUAGUUUAAAAAUCCAAUACCAAAGUGUUUUUUACAGUAGAAUAAACAGAAAUAAGUGUCUUCAGGUCCUUUCUCAAAGAAGAGACUAAAAUUGGAAUGAAAUGUUAAUCGACUAAUCUUCUGAAAAUACAAGAAUCAGGCCUUUUUCUCUUGGGGUCACUUCCUUAAGUUUCCUUGCGGGGGCGCUGUACUAUGAAGACAACUUCAGAAGCAGAAGAGUAAGAUGACCAAAACUUUAAAAAGAAGAAAAAAGUAAUCUCUGUAAACUUUUGGAUUGCCUUGUCAUUUUGGAUUUUUUAUUUUUUAUUUUUUGUUAUUAUUAUUUUUUUAAACAUAAGAGAUGUAUAAGUUUAGGAUUGUUUUGCGUUUAUUUAUGGUCACAGAGUAGCUAUGCUGACAGUAUUUGUACGGUGGAAUGUCAUUGGGUGUUGUAAUUUAGUGUCUAGUUCACUCAAGAUUAGUCAAAAUUUGCUCAAUUUAAAUACAUGAAACUGGCUGUAUUAUAUGAUUUUUGAAAGCAGGUUUUUGUGAUUUGAUGAUUUUUUUUUUUUUACAUUCGCAAAUUAAGAUGGAAACAAAUUUGAACUAUAAUGCUUAUGAAGAAAUAUGUUUUCACUGAAAUCAGACAUUAUACCUUUCCACUUCAAAAAUACUAUUUUUUAUUAUCCCAAAGUGAAAUUCAAUAUUACUCAUAAUAGUAGUUUUAAACAAUCGUUGUAAGUUGUCGGCCAAAAGCUCCUCUGACAGCAGUCAGUCUUGCAUCAAAUCUGGAGAAGCCUCUGACUAAAGACUACUGCUGUUUGACAUGCUAUUCUAGAAUACGUUUUCUACGUUCAGCUAUGCUAAACCAUUGACAGUCCAAUCCAAUUCUUUACAAUUUCAAUUCCGUAUCUUUACUUUUAAAUGUAUAAUUUCAAAAACUAUUGUCUGAAAAAGAAAACACAGUUGUUUUGUAUAAUUUUUAUUCCAAAAAGAUGCAUUGCAAUUUAUUCCCAAUUCAAUCCAGCGUUAAAAUCAAGUUGCAAAUCAGUCCAAUGUUCAUUUCUGCGACACAAAAUUCCUUUUGAAAUUUAGGAACACAAUUCAUUGAUUAUUUUAAAUCACUAUAAUCACUUUCAGGAAUGUCUGAGAACAAGUUCUGUCAUUUUUAUUAUCCUUAUGUAUCAGCAGACAUUUGAAAACUAAGUUGUCAUGGCAGUAUUUUUUUUCUACAGACAUUUAAAUAUUUUUUUGUAAUGCCAAAAUACUGAGUAAACAAGAUUUUAAUCUAGUUAUAUUUUACACUGUACAAAAAAAAUGCUAUACUUCAAACACCGUCCACCUCAAAAACAUUCACUUUCCAACAAAAAGUACGAAACAUUUAAAGCUUUAUUCUAAUGUCAAUUUGAAUCCCCAUUAAAUUUAAAUCUUACAUUUUAAAAAAAAUACGUUUUAAACCUGUCUCACGGGUGGAAAGUUUCAUUCUUACUUUUUUUAUUUUACAUUAUUUUUAUUAUUACAUUAUUGUAGGGCAACUCAGCCAGCUUGUACACAGCAUCAGCGCUAACUAAAUGUGUAAUCUUUGAGGUUAAUGUGUGUUUUCUCAACAGUCUUCUGGGUGUUUGUACAGAUUUAUUACUUCUAAGAGUAGAUAUUUAUUAAUGUCACACCAGUUUUGUGGUGUUUUCGUUCGAGUCCAGGUGACAAUCUUACAUAUUUUGCUGUAAAAUUCAACUUUUUUUUUUUUAUAGUUCGUGUAAGCUUUUUGUUAUUUUUCGUUUCCCCCGAUUGUCCCUUUAAUUACUCCCACGUCAAAACUCAAGCAGUGCUUUGCUUGUGAACCUCAUUUCCGGAGGGUCCUGACCAAGUUACACGUGGACACUCAAAUUAUUAUUAUAAAUUAUUAUAUGAAAUGGCUGAUUCAUACCCACAUAGACAAAUGUGCAUACCUACAUAUGGAGGGCGGCAGCCUUCUUUGGAAAUAUUAAGUCUUGAAACUACUGUAGGUUUUGGAUGAAUGAGGAGAUUGUUUUUUUUAUUUUAUUUUAUCUUGCUGUUUAUUAAAGAUUAACAAAAGUUUCAUAUUUUUGUUGUUACUUAAAUCAGUGCAAAUAAAGAACCUAAAGAUCACAUUUUUCCACGGUUACGCCUCUCCUCACGGCCAUGCUAACUAAAAUUAGCCAUUUAUUUCACAAAUUGAAAUCAGAAUUUUUGAAAUAAGUGAAAACCAAAAAUUAUAUU
Gambusia affinis (western mosquitofish) is the source of this 5140-nucleotide messenger RNA. Its product is annotated as inactive dipeptidyl peptidase 10-like. Gene Ontology annotation, biological process: proteolysis. The record is from RefSeq and is a predicted model, not a curated record. Bases 272 to 2647 code for a protein of 791 amino acids. The transcript has 27 exons. Lineage: Eukaryota; Metazoa; Chordata; Actinopteri; Cyprinodontiformes; Poeciliidae. Gene Ontology annotation, molecular function: serine-type peptidase activity; dipeptidyl-peptidase activity.